Messenger RNA from Triplophysa rosa, 2009 nucleotides. RefSeq names its product regulator of G protein signaling 5a (gene rgs5a). The transcript is spliced from 5 exons. The coding region runs from base 87 to 629 and encodes 180 amino acids. NCBI's taxonomy places the organism in Eukaryota, Metazoa, Chordata, Actinopteri, Cypriniformes, Nemacheilidae. The record is from RefSeq and is a predicted model, not a curated record.
GUGCGAGAAGACAAAUUCUAAACAGAGAAGGAAACAACUCAUACUGGUGGACUAACUCUGCAAACCCAAACUGAACAGCUCAGAACAUGUGUAAGGGAUUAGCUGCCCUGCCCCAGACAUGUCUGGAAAGGGCUAAAGAGAUCAAGACUAAAUUGGGAACUCUGCUUCAGAAGCCAGAGAAUUCCAUCGACCUUAUCAUCCCCUACCAUGAAAAGCCUGAGAAGAAACCAGAGAAGCUUCAGAAACCCACAACUGAAGAAGCAGCUCAAUGGCGCGAGUCCCUCGAUAAGGUCCUCUCCAACAGCUAUGGUCUGGCCACCUUUAAGAGCUUCCUGAGAUCUGAGUUCAGUGAUGAAAAUAUUGAGUUCUGGGAGGCUUGCGAGGAUUUAAAAAAGACCCCCCUGAAAAUGGCCAGUAAAGCUAAGAAGAUUUAUGAGGACUUCAUUCAGACCGGUGGACCUAAAGAGGUGAACAUCGACCACUUCACCAAAGAUGUGACUCUGAGGAACUUGGUUGAUCUUUCUCCUGCUACCUUCGAGCUGGCUCAGAGCCGCAUCUACACCCUGAUGGAGAAAGACUCCUUUGGCCGCUUCCUGAGGUCUGAGCAAUAUCAGGAACUUAUUAAGUAAACUGACUCACCAGCUGCAGGGAGAUACAAGAGAAAAGAUCAACCUCACACAAAAAAAUAUUUGACAUUCAAUCGUUCAAGUCAAGGCAAUUUUCUGAACCUCAAUUUGCAUCAGAACAGUAACUAUUUAUUUGCUGAAAUUGGAAAAUAUUUAAAAAGUGUUGCAUAGCCUCCCUGCAGCUGAUAAAGAUAUCUUUGCGACAUGAAAAGACGUCAGCAUAAAUUGCCCAGUGCUCCAGAUGACCGAAUGUCAAAGUAAAAAUCAUAAAAUAAAUGAACGAUCGGGGAUUAAGAGUCAAAACAUAUCACUCCUCAUAUUUUUUGUGUGAUUUGACUUAAGUUUAAAAAAAUGUGAAGUGCAUAAUUGUAAUUAUUUAAAGACCUCCUCAAAAUUGUGUAUACAUGUCCAUCAUUUGGAGUUCUACUCUUUGCUGACCCCUAAAUAAAACUUUCAGACUAAUCCCCACUUGUAAUUCAUGGCUUUUCAGGAAAGUGCUGAAGUGGCUUGAGUACUUUCAAUGAGCAUGUUCCAACCUGAUUUUUUGUAGUUUUUGUCCUUUUGGUAAAACCUUUGAAUGUGUCGUUCCUUUGAAAUGCAGGGAGUGGGCUAGGGGAUGGGAAAGGAACAGUGGGCUUUCUCUUGGAAAUAUCUAUGUUAAUAUUAAAAUGUCCAAAUGGUAAACAGAAGCUCAAACGGCUUAAGAAUGAACUAAGUAUAGAAAGCUCCACUAUAUGUCAAUGUUAGAGCAAACAAGUGACAUGUUAGAAAGAAUACUUACGUAAAGUAAGUUUGCUUACUGCUAUUGAACGUUGCUAAGAUUGGAAGAUCAAGUAGGAGGAUCUUUAAAGCACUGGGCACAAUAUGUAGUAUCUAUUCUAAAUGUUUAUUCCCAUGAACAUAAAAAUAUAAGGUCAUGGAAACCCAAAACUCCUAAACAAUUUUUUUGAUAUAAUACACACAUCAUUAGUGCUAUUAACUAUUAUAGUCUAGACAUCAAUGAUUGUACGAUACUUUAAGUAAAGUGUUAUUGCGGUUAACAUCUGUUAUUUUGCCUUUAGCAUGCAGCUAUUAGAUUGCGGUCAUAUGUUUUGAGAAGUAUGCAAGUUAUGAUGCCUGAAAGGUAUAACAAUUGUAACUCACAAGUGUGAUUCAGUAUACUUUUGCAUGUUUUUCAUAGAUUUAACACAGGUAGCCUUGCAUAUUUCUUUACAUUUAUAUUAUACUGUGUGUAUGACUAAACAUAAGCUGUUGUAGGUGCCUCCAGAAGUCCUUACUGAUGGCCCACAAAGACAAUUCUUGUAGUUCACUGCAGGACAGGAGUAGAUGGAUAUGGCAAAUGGACAUCACAAUAAAAAAAUCGGACAAAAAAAGAUAAAAAAA